AUGGCUCCAGGAGAAAAAGAAAGAGAGGGGCCAGCUAAGAGUAACCUCCGGAAGGUCCGCACAGCCACCUUGGUGAUCAGUUUGGCCAGAGGCUGGCAGCAGUGGGCAAAUGAGAACAAUACCAGGCAGGCCCAGGAACCUGCCGGCUGGCUUCCUGGAGGGACCCAAGAUGCACCGCAAGCUCCUAGAUCAGUGACUCACUCCAUUCUUGACCAGAAGGCUCAGAGUGUCCCCACACCUACCUCUCAAGAGCCAGAAGGAUAUGGAGAUGGACAAAACUCAGAGGACAGCAGCAGGGUCUCUCAUAUCAAAAGGAAAGAAGUGACGAAGACAGUUGUCAGCAAAGCUUAUGAGAGAGGAGGGGACGUGAGCAAGCUCAGUCACAGAUAUGAGGACAGUGGCAUGGCCGACCCUGCGCAGCCAGAGAAUGACACUGACAGACUCCUCCACAGCCGUGGAUCCCCAACACGGAGGAGAAAAUGUGCCCACCUGGUGUCUGAGCUCACCAAAGGCUGGACAGAGAUGGAGCAGGAUGAGUCCAACUGGAGAAGCGACAGCAUUGACACAGAAGACAGUGGCUAUGGUGGGGAGACCGAGGAAAGGCCUGAGCAGGAUGGAGAGCAGGUGACCACUGCCAGAAUCAAACGCCCCCUGCCCUCCCAGGCAAACAGAUUUACAGAGAAACUCAGCUGUAAGGCCCAGCGGAAAUACAGCCAAGUGGACAACCUGAAAGGGAAAUGGCAACAGUGGGCUGAUGAACACAUCCAAUCACAGAAGCUCAAUCCUUUCAGUGAAGAGUUUGAUUACCAGCUGGCCAUGUCCACUCGCCUCCACAAAGGAGACGAAGGUUAUGGCCGUCCUAAGGAGGGGACCAAAACCGCAGAAAGGGCCAAGCAAGCUGAGGAGCAUAUCUACAGAGAAAUUAUGGACUUGUGUUUUGUUAUCCGUACAAUGGCUCGCCACAGACGUGACGGCAAGAUCCAGGUUACUUUUGGUGACCUCUUUGAAAGAUAUGUUCGUAUUUCAGAUAAAGUCGUGGGCAUUCUCAUGCGUGCCAGGAAACAUGGGCUGGUUGACUUUGAAGGAGAGAUGUUAUGGCAAGGCCGAGACGACGACGCUGUGAUUACUUUGCUUGAGUAAGCUUCCGACA
Messenger RNA from Condylura cristata (star-nosed mole), 1150 nucleotides. RefSeq names its product actin binding Rho activating protein (gene ABRA). Gene Ontology annotation, cellular component: sarcomere. Gene Ontology annotation, molecular function: actin binding. The transcript has 2 exons. Gene Ontology annotation, biological process: positive regulation of transcription by RNA polymerase II; positive regulation of Rho protein signal transduction. The record is from RefSeq and is a predicted model, not a curated record. Lineage: Eukaryota; Metazoa; Chordata; Mammalia; Eulipotyphla; Talpidae. Bases 1 to 1140 code for a protein of 379 amino acids.